This is a messenger RNA of Medicago truncatula (barrel medic), 2675 nucleotides long. Its product is annotated as peroxisomal fatty acid beta-oxidation multifunctional protein MFP2. The record is from RefSeq and is a predicted model, not a curated record. Gene Ontology annotation, cellular component: peroxisome. Gene Ontology annotation, biological process: fatty acid beta-oxidation. Gene Ontology annotation, molecular function: NAD+ binding; (3S)-3-hydroxyacyl-CoA dehydrogenase (NAD+) activity. NCBI's taxonomy places the organism in Eukaryota, Viridiplantae, Streptophyta, Magnoliopsida, Fabales, Fabaceae. The transcript is spliced from 18 exons. The coding region runs from base 166 to 2331 and encodes 721 amino acids.
AUACACAUUCAAUGACAUUAAUAAUCUUUCCAACCAAUUUUUAACUCUAACCAAUAUACAAAUAUCGUUUACGUCACUCUUGAAGAAAGGAUCAACAGAAUCAAAUCAGAAGAAAGAAAAUUCGUAUAUCCAUAUUGAAGGAAGAGAAAAAAGAUAACUGAAUCAAUGGCGAAAGGACACACUGUUUUGGAAGUUGGAGCUGAUGGUGUUGCCAUCAUCACCAUCGUCAAUCCUCCUGUCAAUUCUCUCUCUUUUGAUGUGUUUCAGAGUUUAAAGGAGAGUUUUGACGAGGCUCACAAGAGAGAAGAUGUCAAGGCAAUUGUUGUUACAGGUGCAAAGGGCAAAUUUUCUGGCGGUUUUGAUAUUAAUGCAUUUGGCCUAAUACAAAAGGGAUUAGGGGAUACAAAGCCUGGUUUGAUAUCAAUAGAACUCCAAACUAAUACUAUAGAAGCGGGAAGGAAGCCUACGGUUGCUGCCAUUGACGGCCUUGCCUUGGGUGGGGGUUUAGAGCUUGCAAUGGCAUGCACUGCACGGAUAUCAACCCCCAGUGCUCAGCUAGGUUUGCCUGAACUUCAACUUGGAGUAAUUCCUGGAGGUGGAGGUACGCAGAGACUUCCUCGUCUUGUUGGCCUGGCAAAGGCACUUGAGAUGAUGCUGACCUCAAAGGCAAUCAAAGCGGAGGAAGCUCAUAGUUUGGGGCUUGUAGACGCUUUAGUGUCACGUGAUAAGUUGGUGAGCGCUGCUCGCCAAUGGGCUCUAGAUAUCGUGGACCGUCGACGACCAUGGGUUGCUAGUCUUUACAAGACUGACAAAAUAGAAUCCCUUGGGGAAGCAAGAGAGAUAUUGAAGUUUGCCAAAACUCAAGCGCAAAAACGGGCUCCUAAUCUUAAGCACCCUUUGGUUUGUAUUGAUGUUAUUGAACAUGGAAUAGUCGCUGGUCCCCGUGCAGGACUCUUGAAGGAAGCUGAAGCCUUUGAAGGACUGGUGGCCUCGGAUACUUGCAAGAGCUUGAUUCACAUAUUUUUCUCUCAACGAGGAACAUCUAAGGUACCUGGGGUUACCGAUCGUGGAUUGGUUCCUAGACAAGUGAAAAAGGUUGCAAUCCUUGGUGGAGGACUAAUGGGCUCCGGAAUAGCAACUGCUUUAAUUCUUAGUAACUAUCCUGUUAUCUUGAAAGAAGUAAAUGAAAAAUUCUUGGAAGCAGGUGUUAAUAGAGUUAAAGCAAAUUUACAAAGCCGUGUCAAGAAAGGACAAAUGACUAAGGAAAAAUUUGAAAAAACCAUAUCUCUUCUCAAAGGUACCAUUGACUAUGAAAGCUUCAAAGAUGUGGACCUGGUUAUAGAGGCUGUUAUUGAGAAUGUUGUCUUAAAGCAACAGAUCUUUGCUGACCUUGAAAAGUAUUGUCCUCCUCAUUGUAUACUUGCAAGUAACACUUCCACAAUCGACUUGAACCUGAUUGGAAAGAAUACUAAAUCUGAAGACCGGAUUGUUGGAGCCCAUUUCUUCAGCCCGGCACAUGUUAUGCCACUUCUGGAGAUUGUACGUACUAAGCAGACAUCUCCACAAAUAGUGGUUGACUUGCUAGAUAUCGGAAGGAAGAUAAGGAAAACUCCAGUGGUAGUUGGAAAUUGUACUGGAUUUGCUGUUAAUAGGAUGUUCUUCCCAUAUACACAAGCAGCCAUGUUUCUUAUUGAACAUGGUGCCGAUGUUUAUCAAAUUGAUAAGGCAGUAACCAAGUUUGGAAUGCCCAUGGGACCUUUCAGGUUGAUUGACCUCGUUGGUUUUGGCGUGGGGGUUGCAACUGCCAUGCAAUUUAUUGAGAAUUUCCCUGAGCGAACUUACAAAUCAAUGAUCCUUCCACUUAUGCAAGAGGAUAAAAGAGCAGGUGAAGCAACUCGCAAAGGAUUUUAUUUGUAUGAUGAUAAACGUAGGGCUAAUCCUGAUCCAGAGUUGAAGAAUUAUAUUGAGAAGUCUAGGAACAUUUCUGGUGUUACUGUGGAUCCUAAGCUUGUAAAACUAUCAGAAAAGGACAUCAUAGAGAUGAUCUUCUUUCCUGUGGUGAAUGAGGCUUGCCGGGUUCUUGAUGAAGGCAUUGCAGUUAAAGCAGCAGAUCUUGAUAUUUCAGCUGUUAUGGGAAUGGGCUUUCCACCUUACAGGGGAGGUAUCAUAUUCUGGGCUGACUCUCUUGGAUCCAAGUACAUAUACUCAAGGUUGUCUGAAUGGUCAAAACUAUAUGGAGAAUUCUUCAAGCCCAGUGCCUAUUUGGCUGCAAGAGCUGCCAAGGGGAUUCCAUUGGGUGCCUCGGUGGAGCAAGCGCAGUCAAGAUUAUAAGAUUCAAUAGCACAUUCAGACCAAAAAAUAAAAAAGAUUCAAAAGCACGUUACAUGUUUUUUUAUCAGAUUUUCUUUCCCCUUUCAAACGAUAGGAACAUAAUUCAAAAAGAGCCAAAUCUCUAAAAUCUCUUCCAAGAGAUUAAUCUGUGUGUUAGUUUCUUGUCACUAGCAGCAAGAGCUUAAUAAUGAAAAUGAAGAAGAGUUAGAUUAAAUGAUUUCUUGUUAGAGGAUUAUGGAAUUGCCAGUUUGAGUAUCAUUUCUUCAUUGCUUCUCUAAGUUUGCUGUUGCUGAGAAUUUUUAUUGCAAUAUUUGAUGAUAAUCCAACAAUUAUGCUUGUCAAAA